AUGCCCGUACUCGAACGCCGCAGAGGCCAACGCCGCCCAGAAAGGCGCACCGGUGACAACGACGACGACAACGACGCCGACGGCCCCCAAAAUGCCCUCCCAGAAUACGAGCCCCUCUCGUGCCCCCUCUCCGCGGAAGCAAAACGCGCCAUCGCGGACCUCUCCAACAGCCGCGACGUCCACCGCUACGAGAACCACCUAAAGGCCUCCAUCAGACACCUCGGCUUCUCCGUCGUCGGCAUCAACGACGCCGUCCGCACGCGGCACGAGACUCUCGCCCGCUUCGCCGAGAAGCGCGCCGAAUCGCAGUCGCAGUCGCAGGACCAUAAGAUGGAAAACGACAGCGGCAGCCACGAAAAGUCCCAGCGCGAGGUGGACAUCGAGGCGCACACGGCCGGGCUAGACGACGAGGUGCCCCGCCUGACGGCCGAGGCCGAGGCCGCGCUGCGCGAUCUCAUUGACAGGCAGACGGAGCUCUACGACGAAAAGGCCGCGCUCGCGGACACGGUCUCGUACUUUCAGGCGCUCCCCGAACAGGCGCCCCGCCAACGUAGCGGGCGCACACGAGCGGAAGCCAGCGGGCGCAGCGGCGGCGGCGACGACUCGAACCCCGAGGAGGCGGACGAGAACGAAGCAGCAGACGAAAGCGCGCUCCCGCCGCCGCCAGAGUACUCUGCGAUCGACAUCCUGCGCCAGCAGCGCGCCGAAAAGCUGAAUGAGUACGAGCGCAUGACGGCGUACCAGCGCUACGCCGUCAACAACGACUACGCCGCCUUCAAGAAGCUUUGGCACGACGCUGCACACGGCGACGCCGAGGUCCCCCUGCCCAACGCGAAGCGCUGGUUCGACGACGCCGGGAACCCCGUCAUGCCCGUCGUAAACCGGCGUGGCGACGCGAACAGUGAAUCGGCCGCGGCCGCGGCCGCGACGGCCGGGGCGGACGACAGCGACGAUGACCUCGUCAUUGCCGGGGAGAAUAGGGAGUACAGGUGUCCGCUGUCCAUGCAGCUGUUCAAGGACCCCGUCAGCAACAGCGCGUGCAGCCACACGUUUGAGAAGGCGGCGAUUACGGAGUUCCUACGCAGGGCGCCGGGUCAGCGGGCGCAGUGUCCUACGGCUGGUUGUUCCAAGGAAAUCGGUCUCAAGGACUUGUAUGACGACCCAGUCAUUCUGCGUAAGAUGAAGCGCGCUCUGGAACAGCAGCGCCGUCGGGAAGAAGAAGAGGAGGAGGAGGAGGCAGAGCAAGAGGACAAUUCGGAAGGAAACGGAGACGAUGAUGAGCCGCGGGUGGUGAAACGAGAGGGUCGGUCAGGGAGGAAGAAGCGCAAGGUGGAGGACAUUAUUGAUGAUGACGAUUGA
Messenger RNA from Colletotrichum orchidophilum, 1359 nucleotides. RefSeq lists its product as uncharacterized. Gene Ontology annotation, cellular component: Smc5-Smc6 complex; nucleus. The transcript is spliced from 2 exons. Gene Ontology annotation, biological process: double-strand break repair via homologous recombination; protein sumoylation. The record is from RefSeq and is a predicted model, not a curated record. Gene Ontology annotation, molecular function: zinc ion binding; SUMO ligase activity. Lineage: Eukaryota; Fungi; Ascomycota; Sordariomycetes; Glomerellales; Glomerellaceae. The coding region runs from base 1 to 1359 and encodes 452 amino acids.